Messenger RNA from Sardina pilchardus (European sardine), 2768 nucleotides. RefSeq names its product info WAP, follistatin/kazal, immunoglobulin, kunitz and netrin domain containing 2a (gene wfikkn2a). Gene Ontology annotation, cellular component: extracellular region. The coding region runs from base 160 to 1959 and encodes 599 amino acids. The record is from RefSeq and is a predicted model, not a curated record. Gene Ontology annotation, molecular function: serine-type endopeptidase inhibitor activity; transforming growth factor beta binding; receptor antagonist activity. Lineage: Eukaryota; Metazoa; Chordata; Actinopteri; Clupeiformes; Clupeidae. Gene Ontology annotation, biological process: transforming growth factor beta receptor signaling pathway. The transcript has 2 exons.
CUUCGGACUGACCAGACGUUCUCCCGCUGACUGUAGACCUAGUUUUACGCGCCACCUGUUGCUGUACUCGCACUUAGGACCAACGGAACUUGGUGGAGCUUUUUCUGCGUUUAGCCCAAUCUAAUUUUCUCCAUCGCGAUCCGACACUCUGCACUGGACAUGUGGUGGAUGCUGUACCCGCGAUGGAUUUGGUUUCUUGUCGGACACCUCUGCUUUCUGCGGUUGGACUCUGUGGUCAGGGCGAUGGCUGUGCCCAAGCUCGUUUAUUCACACGCGGGAAUGUGCCCCAAUGAAAUGAACCCAAACCUGUGGGUGGAUGCGAUGAGUACCUGCGAGCGGGAGUGUGAAUCCGAUCGGGACUGUGAAACAUUUGAGAAAUGCUGCGCCAACGUUUGCGGACUCAAGAGCUGCGUGGCGUCCCGCUACUUUGACAUCAAGGGCAAGAAGGGGCCGGUGGGGAUGCCGAAGGAGGCGACGUGCGAGAAGUUCAUGUGCAGCCAGCAGGGCUCCGAGUGCGACAUCUGGGACGGCCAGCCCGUGUGCAAGUGCCGCGACCGCUGCGAGCGCGAGCCCCACUUCACCUGCGCCUCGGACGGCAUGACCUACUACAACAAGUGCUACCUGGACGCCGAGGCCUGCAACAAGGGUGUCAGCAUCACCGAGAUGUCCUGCCGCUACCAGCUGCCCUGGUUCAACACCAGCCCCCUGCCCGAGGAGACCACUCUAAACCCCACCACGGCCCAGCUGGAGACUACUCCCAUGGACAUCCAGCUGCCCAUGAUGACCAACAAGCCCAUCCACCAGUCGGUGUUCGUGGGCGAGACGGCCAGCUUCCUGUGCGAGGUGGUGGGCCGGCCCAAGCCCGAGAUCACCUGGGAGAAGCAGCUGGCCGGCCGCGACAACCAGGUGAUGCGGCCCAACCACGUGCGCGGCAACGUGGUGGUCACCAACAUCGGCCAGCUGGUCAUCUACAACGCCCAGCUCCAGGACGCCGGCAUCUACACCUGCACGGCGCGGAACCUGGGCGGCUCGCUGCAGGCCCACUUCCCCCUGUCGGUGGUCAAGCGCGAGCAGGUCAUCGCGGCCGAGGAGGGCCAGGCGAGGGUCAACGGCAGCAGCGGCGGCGGCGGCGGCGUCAGCGUCCGGCUCCCCGCCGAGGAGUGCCUCAAGGCGCCGGACACGGGCUCCUGCGGCGAGGAGAGCGUGAGCUGGUACUACGAGGCCAAGCGCAACAACUGCUUCGCCUUCACCUACGGCCAGUGCAACAAGAACCGCAACCACUUCGACGGCUACCAGGCCUGCAUGCUGUCGUGCGGCGCGGCCGAGGUGACCGCCCCGUGCUCGCUGCCGCCCGUGCAGGGCCCCUGCAAGGCCUACGAGCCGCGCUGGGCCUACGACCGCGCGCUCAAGCAGUGCCAGUCGUUCGUCUACGGCGGCUGCGGCGGCAACGAGAACAACUUCGAGAACCGGGAGGCGUGCGAGGACGCGUGCCCCUUCCCCAAGGGCAGCCACUGCAAGGUGUGCAAGCCGCGGCAGAAGAUGGUGGCCAGCUUCUGCCGCGCGGACUUCGUGAUCCUGGGCCGCGUGACGGAGCUGACCGAGGACCAGGACUCGGGCCACGCGCUGGUCACCGUGGAGGAGAUCCUGAAGGACGACAAGAUGGGCCUCAAGUUCUUCGGCAAGGAGCCGCUGGAGGUGACGCUGCUCAACGUGGACUGGAGCUGCCCGUGCCCCAACAUCACGCGCGCCUCCUCCUCCUCCUCCUCCUCCUCCUCCUCCUCCUCCUCUGGCGGAGACGCCGCCGGGCAGCUGGUGGUCAUGGGCGACGUGCACAACGGCAUGGCCGUGCUCCAGCCCGACAGCUUCGUGGGCGCCUCGUCGGCCCGGCGCGUGCGCAAGCUCCGCGAGGUGGUCAGCAAGAAGACCUGUGACUUUCUCAAGGAUCUAAGCGCCGCCUAGGCCACAGGAAGCACGAAGGACGCCGUCCUAGUCCGUCCGCUCGGGCUUCUCUGACUGUCAUCUGGACUCAGUGACUCAAUGGCUCAAUUGAGUCCAUGAUGGAUCAAGCUCUCCCAAGAGAUGUAAUGAUUUCACAAAUGGGACUUUAUAUAUAAAUUUAUCAGAGUAGUAAAAAUCAUAUAUAUCAUUUAUCUAACGGAUGUAUAACUGAUUGUUCCAUCCUAAAAGAUCUCAUCUUAUGUAUCCUAUUUGAAUCUAGCUUUGAGCGGAAACUUAACUUUUCUUUCAAGCACUUAUACUGUAAAAGGCAUAGGUAAGACUAUUUUAGUGCAACUAAAAUUGUUCUUAGUGUUGUGUUUUAAAAUGAAAAUUUCCUUCUUGUCAGAAGUACAUGUAUGCCUACUGGGCAAUAAUUGAAGACGAAUCCAUAGCAUGGUGACUCUCAGUGGAGAGGCAUUCAGAAUAGCAACAUGCAGUAAACGUUUAACUGAUGUUCUCAGUCAGUUCUCAGCUGAUGAUCACCAUACAAAAGGUUUUAUUAAAUAUCAAAUCAAUAUAUGAUAACAGAACAUGUAAUGUUUAUGUUCUUGCACCUUGUAGAUCUAUUUUGUGAAAAUACAUAAACCUGCUCUUCAUAUCUAUCUAUCUAUCUAUCUAUAUAUAUAUAUUACUUUCUGUAUAUUUAUUUGGUUUGUUUUCAUUUCAAGCUACAAUUCACUUCUGUAGUAAUUGCUUUGAACGCGUGAACGUGUUUCAAAAUCCACAUUGUUGAAAAUGUACAUAAUAUGAGUGAGAUAGCCCCCCUGUAA